GUAAUACAAACUCGUCAAAACGCGUGUUCAAUAUUCUAACCCCCACUGUCAAAUCCACCAAAAAAAGGUCAAUAUUAUAAUCCAAUAAAAACUGUCCACGUGGAGAAAUCCCAUCAUCCGUCACCGUAGAAAGUCUUCCUCGACAAAUCCUCUUAAAUUUGAUUAUCCAGAAUUCUCCCCGUUCGCCUUCUUCUUCUCGUUUCCGUAGGAAUCAGAUUCUCAGAAGAUCCCCUUUCCCCACCGUCGAUCGGUGCGGCUCCCCGGAAUACACAGGUAUUUUGCGUUUUCUAAGGUUGUAAGAUGGCAAGUGGGUUAGGGGAGUCAACAAACAGACAACCCCCAAGCCCUUCUUGCUCAAGCAGCAACAAUAACAGCGACGCCGCAAAUUUCGAGUGCAACAUCUGCUUCGAAUUGGCUCAAGAUCCAAUCGUUACACUCUGUGGUCACCUCUUUUGCUGGCCUUGCCUCUACAAAUGGCUCCACAUCCAUUCCCAUUCCCAUUCCCAAGGUUGCCCCGUAUGCAAAGCUCUCAUCGAGGAGGAAAAGUUAGUACCUUUAUACGGGCGGGGCAAGAAUUCAACGGACCCCCGCUCCAAAUCAUUCCCCGGGUCGGAUAUUCCCCACCGACCCACGGGUCAGCGACCCGAAACAGCUCCUCCGCCUGAUCCAAACGCCCAUGCUUUCGCAGACCAAGGAGGGUAUGGGUUCAUGGGGGGUUUUGGCCCCUUUGGGGGGUUUGCACCUGCUGCUACUGCUAGAUUUGGGAACUUCACAUUGUCCACUGCGCUCGGUGGACUGUUCCCUUCGUUUUUCAAUAUCCAAGUGCAUGGAUUUCCGGAUGCUAAUAUGUAUGGACCGGGCCACGGUUUUCAGUUUGGUUUUCCGAACGCGUUUCAUGGUGCACCUGCUGCUGGUUAUGGAGUACCUCAGCAUGUGAAUCCGCAACAGCAGGCGGAUUCUACGCUCAAGAUGCUGAUGUUUGUGAUUGCUUUUAGUGUGCUUCUGACUCUGAUUUGGAGUUAGCGGGGUAAAUCUUUGCUCUAAAGCUGGAUUUUCGGAACAAUAUUUAGUAAUAUAUUUAUAUAUAUAGAGGGAAAGUCAUUGUAUAGUUCUGGUGCCGCUAGCUGCUUGCCAGUUUCCGUCGUUUGGAUUUGUCGCUUUUAUUUGGUGUAGAUUUAAAAUAAAUUAUUUUGCUAUAUAUAAUAUGUACAAUUAUCAUCAUCUCAAUUUGAUGCUCUAACUUAUCACCGUGUCA
Erythranthe guttata (spotted monkey flower) is the source of this 1255-nucleotide messenger RNA. Its product is annotated as RING/U-box superfamily protein. Gene Ontology annotation, cellular component: endoplasmic reticulum. Gene Ontology annotation, biological process: ubiquitin-dependent protein catabolic process. Gene Ontology annotation, molecular function: ubiquitin protein ligase activity. The record is from RefSeq and is a predicted model, not a curated record. Lineage: Eukaryota; Viridiplantae; Streptophyta; Magnoliopsida; Lamiales; Phrymaceae.